Molecule: messenger RNA, 2688 nt
Organism: Haliotis rufescens (red abalone)
Lineage: Eukaryota; Metazoa; Mollusca; Gastropoda; Lepetellida; Haliotidae
Product: regulator of MON1-CCZ1 complex-like
Exons: 23
Coding region: 142-2118 (658 amino acids)
Biological process (GO): regulation of autophagy
Cellular component (GO): Mon1-Ccz1 complex; late endosome membrane; lysosomal membrane
Source: RefSeq, a predicted model, not a curated record
CCGCAGGUUCAAUAGUUGGGUGACUUUUGUAUAUUCUCUCACUUUAUAUGUUAUAGAUGAUCAAAACAACCAACUAUUAUUUUGAUCUUGCAUUUUAAAUAGUUUAUUUGUUAUCCGGAGAGAAGUACAAAGACCCAUGCGAUGGCGACAUCAGACGAUGGAGAGUUUUACAUCGAGCUGUGUAAGACGCCGAUUCGAUUUGAGCCCAUCAACAAAGCCAACAACAUCUUCUUUGACGAUGCCAACAAACAGGUGUUUGCCGUGAGAUCUGGUGGAGCCAUGGGCGUCACGGUGAAGGGGCCAGAUGAGAAGUCUGCCGUUUCAUUCAGAAUCGAGGACAGGGGUGAUGUUGUUUCAAUAAAGUUUUCUCCUGACAAGAAAAUCUUAGCCAUCCAGAGAUCUCAAAAAUCAGUGGAGUUCAUCAACUUCCACAAUGACAUGUCAACAGAUCAGAUGGAGUAUUCACAAAUAUGCAAGGGAAAGUCGACCCAGAUCAUUGGAUUCAUAUGGACUUCGGUCAACGAGAUUGCUUUCAUCACAGACCACGGCAUAGAACACUACCAGAUCACCCCAGAGAGGAGAAGUCUGCGCAACUUGAAGACAGUCAGUCUGCAGGUCAACUGGUUCGUGUGGCUGGCAGAGACGUACAUCCUGGUGCUGUCGUCCGGGACGCUGGGGAACACACUGCAUCCCUUCCAGUUCAGGCCAGGUCUGGUGAAUCGGCUGCCCAAGUUCGAGGUGGACCUGCCGGUUGUCCCCAAACCUGCUAAACUCAGUCUGCUGGAGCGAGAUGUCAUCGUGGCCAACAUCUACGACUACCUGUACAUCGUCGUGCUGCGCCACCAGCCGAAGGCCGCCGUGGGGGCCGAGAUCGUGCUGUAUCAGCUACAGAAGGAGAGUCCAGCAAAGAGAACCGAAGUGCUCCAGUUGAACAUGAGUGGCCGUUUCGCCAUCAACAUCGUCGACAACCUCAUCAUGGUGCACCACCAGGCUUCCAAGACGUCGAUGAUAUUUGACAUCAAGAUGGAGGGAGACUCGGACGGCUUCGUCAAGUACCACUUCCCAGUGUUGUCUCCCCUGCCUAUCAAGCCAUUCAAACUCCUCCUGCCCUCCCUGAAUCUGACGGCAGCAGGCACGGAGAAGACGGAGUACCUGUGUGAACUCUACUCUGCCAACUGGAUUGUGUUCCAGCCCGAUGUCGUGAUUGAUGCCAAGCUUGGUUGCCUGUGGUAUAUCAAGCUUCAUCUGGAGCCCUUGGUCACCAUGCUGCCUGACAAGUGCAAGUUGAUCCAGUUCCUGCUGUGUCGCCAGGAGAGCAAGAUGGUGAUCCUCUCCGUGUGUCGGCAGAUGCUGGUGCCGGGGCAGCAGGUCAACCUGCACAUCAUCUCCCAGGUGUACGACAUGCUGAACCACGUGUACAAGGCGUACCGGGACGUGGAGUCGCAGGCCAUGGCAGGGGAGAUAUCAACAGCCAUGACCAAAUUUUGGAAGAGGAAGGUGAUCAUUGACCAGUCGGACAUGUACACGCAUGUCUUCUCCGUGUUCGAGGACUGCAAGGACAUCAAGUACAAGUUUAUGGUGGCAGUCCUCAUAGAGUACAUCCGAUCACUGAACCAGUUCAACAUUCCAGUGCAGCACUACCUAUACGAGCUGAUCAUCAAUAUCCUCGUCCACAACAACUGCUUCUACCAGCUCCAUCAGUUUCUGCAGUACCACGUCCUCAGCGACUCCAAACCCCUGGCCUGUCUCAUGCUGUCACUGGAGAGUGUGUAUCAGCCGGCCCACCAACUGGCUCUCGAUAUGCUCAAGAGACUUCAGACAGCCAAUGAGGAGAUCAUCGAGGUCCUGUUGUCCAAGCAGCAACUCCUGCCGGCACUCAGGUUUAUCCGGAGUGUGGGGAUCCAGGACACGGUGUCAGCCCGUAAGUUCCUGGAGACAGCCAUGCACACACAGGACAACAUGCUGUUCUUCACCGUCUUCAAGUUCUUUGAGCAGAGAAACCUCAAGCUGAAGCUCAACCCCCGCUUCCAACCAGGGGACUACUGUGAGCAGUAUGUGAGGCAGUUUGAGUCGCUGUUCGGCACGGAUGCCCUGUCUCCCAUCCCGCCCCUGGCGUGAUCAGCCAACAUCACCGGAGCCAACAUCACCGGAGCCAACAUCACCUGACCAGCUCUUCAGGGAACAUGUGCAAUCUCCGCUCACCUGGCACACAGACCAGUCUCAUAAGAAACAAAGAUGCUGCAUAAAUAACAUUGGCCCGACCUCCAUGUACAAACCAAGUCAUCCAUCUUGUGAUUAUUAAUGACAUACUUGUUAUUCAUGAGAUAUGGUAAAGUGUAAUAGUAUCAACAACCACUGAACAUGAGGCUUUCCCAACUUUCUGGCAGUAUGCCAAGAGGCUGGACGAAAACAAUGUUAGGGUUCAUUUUUGUUUUGGUUUGUGAAUCGGUCUGGCCUGAAUAUAUUGUUUUCUCAAACUUUUUUUUCGCAGCUGGCCUGAAUAUAAUGUUGUUUAUACCUUUUAACAAUUUGUUGUCCAGAGUACAAAAGUUGAACUUUCCGAGUUACGACUACACACUGUGGUUGUCACAUUGUAGUUCAGUACCCAGCGACAUCCUUGUGAAGCAGAAGGUGGCAGAUACCUAUUGUGAAUGCACGGACACAAAUAAAAUCAUUUGUGAAACUGUG